AUGUCAGACGAACAAUGGGUAGUAAAUAACAGAUUGAUCGACGCUGCCAAGCGUGGUGAAGAAGAUAGUUUGGAGGCAUUCAUUUUGGAUCAAGAGAAUAAAGUAAAUAUCAAUGCAAAGGAUGCUGUUGGACAGACCGCUAUGCAUUGGGCAGCACGUAAUGGACACGACGGAAUCAUCAAGAUUCUCAUCAAGUACCGUGCAGGUCUCAAUGUUGUCGAUCCACAAGGUGAAUCACCAGUUUUCAAAGCCGCAUUCAAAGACCACGUCGAUUGCAUUCGUCUACUGGUUGCGACCGGUAAGAUUGAUUUGACCCUAAAGAAUAAAGAUGGUCAAACACCAUUAAACAUUGCCAAAUCCGAAGGUGCUCGUAAAUUAUUAGUACCAAAAGCUAUUAUCACAUCUGAUGAUGAAGAUGAAAGUGAUCCAGAAGAUAGUGAUAGAGAAGAUUAA
This is a messenger RNA of Heterostelium album PN500, 453 nucleotides long. Its product is annotated as ankyrin repeat domain-containing protein. The record is from RefSeq and is a predicted model, not a curated record. The transcript is spliced from 2 exons. Gene Ontology annotation, molecular function: protein binding. Lineage: Eukaryota; Evosea; Eumycetozoa; Acytosteliales; Acytosteliaceae. Bases 1 to 453 code for a protein of 150 amino acids.